This is a messenger RNA of Macrosteles quadrilineatus (aster leafhopper), 5557 nucleotides long. RefSeq lists its product as uncharacterized. The transcript has 29 exons. The record is from RefSeq and is a predicted model, not a curated record. NCBI's taxonomy places the organism in Eukaryota, Metazoa, Arthropoda, Insecta, Hemiptera, Cicadellidae. The coding region runs from base 225 to 4010 and encodes 1261 amino acids.
AAGAGGCAGUGUUUUCGAAGUCGAAGUGUCAGUUUCAGUGUUGUGAUUUUAAUGUGCCUGGUAAUUAAUUGAACUAAUAUCAUAAUGUGUAUGUGCUAAAAUAACUUCAAUUUUUUGGGAUUUACUCGACUUGUUACUAAAGUGUAUGGUGAAUCGGUGUGGUGAUGGUGUAUGAUGAGAGGACAAGGCUGUGUACCAGCUGACCCGACAGUCUUGGGCUCACUAUGAGUGGGCCCCGACUCCCCUCCGAUCCGCCCCUGCCAGAGAAAGAACCUCUCAAGUUUGAGACUUCUCACCUGACAGGGGCUCCGGAGGAGGUGGUGCAGCUGGUGAAUAAUAUCAAAGAAGUAGGGGAGCAAUUCCUGUACCACUGGAAGACGUUCCCUAUUAUUCUGCCAGCUCCAGUCAAUGCUACAGGUCCUGCCCACACUCACAAUAACACCAACAAUGCCGACAUACCUUACAUCACUGGAGGUGACACAUGCUGCACGCUGGCGAGAAGGCAGCACCGACCAACCAACCUUCGUGAUCUUUUCGUCGCCCCCAGUUUUGACGAGCUUGACGCGGUCGCCGUGGAUUCUAGCGGAGAACCAAGACGACUCACCGGAAAACAGCUGGAGAGCCUUAGAGAGAGAGGUCUGCACAAGGACAAGUAUGGGAAACCUAAACGGCUGACAGGGAAUCAGCUGGAAACUAUUCGUCGGACUGGGGAGUUUGAAGUUCCGAGUCUCAACUUCGCUGGACAGACUCACAAAUGGAGGUUGAGCUGGAUGUUACAGAAAGGCUGUGAGAGAUCUAGAGCGACGUUACUGGACGACCUUGCUCUCGCCCUCAGGUUCAUCUUGGUGACAGCCCGAGCUAGACUCACCAGUCAUUUCUUCAGUGUCGCUCAAGCUGUCAAAAGCCUCAUUACAGGGACCUUGAAACUUCUAGACAUAUUGGUAGGAGUACCAUCCCUUCAAGCUCACAACUUGGAGGCCAAACUGAGGGAAGAAAGGUGUCGAUAUCUGGCUGCUGAACUGGUUUGUCGGCCAGAGUUUGAAGAUUCGCUGGAGUCGCUGUGUGGGUUUGUCCGUAGACAGCUGCGUAGAGCUGCCACCGAGAAGUUUGAGGUGGAGAGGGAGUCUUGUCACCCUCCCGUCCCAAUACCCUACCUCUUCCUAACACCCAAGGGAAGUGAGCUGGACUUGCGACUGUUCAGUAGGGACGUGAUGAGACACGCACUGCCCAUCCUUGUCACCAUUCUGGAGAGGGAGACUCGUGGGUGGUUCCUACACUUCCGGGAGAGGCUCAUCUCCGAACUGAGGGCGCAGAAACUGCCCGACGAUGAGAUAGAGAGGGAGGUUAACCAGGCGGUGAUGCGGGAGUAUCUUCAGAGGGUGUACUCAAGUAUACUCGGCAACACUGAGCUACAGGCUUUGGGAGAAGGAGUACCACAACUGUUGGUACAACAAGCACAGAGUGUUGUGCUCAUGUACAGAGCUGUGGAGAAUGUUCAGUGUAAGCUGCGCAAGACGAAGGAAACGUUGACCCAGAGUCUACAAUACACUCAUCCCAUCCUGAGUAGGAUUGGUCCUUGGAUGAGAGACAAGCUGAGGAGUGCUGAGGAGAAAUUUAUAGAGGAGUGCAAGUGGAGCGCACAUGAAGAGGCUUUGAUGUUGUGCAACAACCAGCAUCUGCAGCAAGCCGUGUACUUUCUGCACAGAGACCUUACGUUCAUGAAGGAGAGAGAACCAGUUCUGCUCAAGGAGCUGCGUAAGGUAAAGACCCCCACACGGGUGUUUCAAUGGCGCACCCAGAUUUGGUUCCCCCGCAACUGGGUGGUGCGUCGUUGUUUCCAAGGCACCAGUGAGGUAGUUCCCACAGUGCUUAGCGGGACUGCCACCAGCAUAACAACACCCCGUAGCGAUCCUAGUCAGCCAGUGUUCCUGGUAGAGAAGGAGAUGGUCCGUACAACCACCACCAGAUGGCCCAUGUGGAGGUGGAUCAACUACUGCCAUCGUACUUGGAGCUUCUCCUGGAAUGCCAUGUUCUUCUUUGGGGUGGUCGUGCCGUGGUGCAGUCCUGUGUCUUUGAGAGCGUUGUUCUGCCUCGCUCCGUUUACACCUGACCUAGAACUCUCUCAGGUCAAUGGAACUCUCUUCCCUCGCAAAAGUUCGCUCACCCCAACUCUAUCGUCUAGACUUCUCUCUCUGUGGAGGCAUAUCUCAAAAAGUAGGACACACUUUGAAACAAAACCUGAUACAGGCUUUAUAGGUAAAGGUUUGACAAGACAGCUGAACAGAGUCUGGAACUACGGAGUGAAAGGCAUGAUGGGAACUUUAGCUCUGGUCGUGAUAUUUCCAGCUAUCUGCUUAUUAGUCAGCUUACUUAGUUUGCUGAUAGCAGUCACUGCAUUCCUAUGGAUGCCGGUGACUGUUUUGGUUCUACACCUGGUUAUGGUGUUGCUAUGGGAUCUGGACUGUCCAGUAACUACAAGACCUAAAUAUCUUGUCAUAUUGCAGGCCCUGGUGUGGGACGUGGGCAUCCUAGGGUUGCUGCAACCAAUUGCAGCUCUCACAGUUGCAUUGGUCAUCUGCCCUAUCAUGUCCUGCACUGUAGCUACUGUGUGUAUCCUGAGGUACUGGUUGAGGUUAGCCUAUGACUCGCUCAUGUUUCACCUGCUCAUCAAGAAGAGAGCCAGAGUCCCAGCUUGUGAUGGUUUCCUCAUCAAGAGAAUUGCUGGUCCCGGUUUGACCUCUGAUUAUUACUAUCAGAUAAGGCCAGAGCAGGCAUUGGCUGCAUUUGAAGCCAAACUGGAGCUUGACGAACUUACCGCUUAUCAACACCAGAUGGAGCAGAAGAUUCUUCAGCCUCAGAAAGACUUCAGCCAGUUUGUAGAGGCGUGUUUUGGUCCAUUCUCUGCGACGUUGGCCCGCACGGGUCCUUACAAGACUUUGGAAAGAGAAGCUCAGGACUUGCUCACAUGUCUACACGAGAAGCUCGAUAAGCGGAGACGAGAGUUGAGCUGCGGCCUGGCUCCCACAGUUCGUGCUAAGCUCAAGCUCACCAGACUCGACUUGAAGAUUGCCAUACAACAGGCUGCAUUGAUGAUGGAGCGACUAUACCCAGGGGGUGUGUGCAGCAGAUGGGGCAUUGGCAGCGAAGAGGAGUUUUGGGAGAGCAAAGGACUCAGUGCCCAUGACUGGCCGGGUUUGGCUGGUUUAAUAUACACAGACAUAUUUAGUCUUGACUUUCUCACCCCCUUGGACGACCAAGACACCAAGUUUAAAUUGGAGCCGGCCUCCCAUAUAGACUUGUCACGCUACUCAGAGCUUGUCAGGUCUGCUGAGCUAGGUGCUGGUUGUCUGGAUUUGUUGGGACCUGUGUACGCUCCUAGAGGAAACAUACAAGUCCACUCUCCUUACCUGGACGUUGCUGCAUUCAACCCCAGAUACAAACCCGGGGCUUGUAGCAAGCAGAGAGAAACUUCUGCAACUCCAAACACCAAGUCGCACUCAGGAAGUGCGAGAUCAAGAGCUACUGGCUGGGAGUGUUGGCACCCGUGGAAGCGGCGCUGCCAACCUUACAGCGCUGACAAGCUGGUGAUCCCGCUUCCAGUGCCUCACCCGGCGCACAUCGCCGUGGCUAUACACAACCGUGACACGGACGACGUCAUACCUCUGGACUCCGAGAUAUGUCAGGAGAUACUGAGGGCAGUGGAAGACAGUAGCCAGGAGUGUGUAGAGGGAGUGGCGAGGUAUCGUGGUGGAGGCGUUGACAGCAGCUUUGACUCCGUAGAGUCUCGUAGUUGUGACUCUGAAGAGCCACCAGCUCUUCAGCCCCCCACCCCGUCCGCACCCCCCGCACCUCCUACCAGCUUCAACUGGCGACAGGGAGAGUGGGCUAACCCUACUCGUCGGAAGCGCAACUCAGGUACAGUUCGGGUGGACUUGGCUUCACCCGAGGAUGUAUCUCUGGACACAGACUCCUCCCGAGUAGUCUUCAGCAGCUACGGCACCACAGUUUAGUGUCAAACAACUACAGGCCUAGGCUGUCAAUGUUAAGAAAUACAGUAUUUUGUUGUGUAUACAAGCAGCAGGAAUAAUCGAUUUAAAAUUUAUUAGAGCUGUUGUGUGAAAGAUUACGGCCAGUAAGUUACGGCUAGGCAUCUGACUGAUUAAGGAGUUGGUUUUUAACACUUUUUCCUCAACUUUAUUUUUACUAAUCCCCAAGUAAUCCCCUUGGUUAUAUACAGCAAAAUGAGGACCAAAAUUGGUCUAUUCAACCAAAAAAGGACCAUUAUUGUUUUUAUUCAACCAAAAGAAGCGAUCUAAGUCCAAGACAGUCGAUACAACUUGUUUUAUUUAUUCCAAAACUCCAAAUUCUUUAAUCCAACUGUAUUGCACUAUUUUUUUAAUACUGUUGACAAUUAAAUUCACAACCUAGGCCUCAAGAAUAAUAUAUGAGACUUGUAAAUAUAAUUGUAAUCUACAUUCAUCGUUAUGACAUAGCUUUAUAUUUAACAUUUUAGCAUAAGUUUUAAAUUAGGACAUUAGCUACAGUAACAUUUAAGUUGAGUUUGGUCUAUAUAUGAUCAGUUUUAAAAUCAGAGGAAAUUCUAAUCAUGAUCAUAACUGCAUUAAGUUCCUAUCGGCAGCUAUUGUUUUUAAACAGUUUUAUUGAUUUUUGAUUGUUUUGAUUGACCAAUAUAAUGAAAACUAAAUGACAACGACAGUUUAAAGCAAAUUUUAUGUGAUUGUAUUGUUAUUUCUUACAAAAAAAUUAAACUACCUCUAUCCGUUUUCAUAUUUGAAAUCAUCAAUUUCCCUUGUUCUUCUGAUUUUUACACAAUCAGUUUAAACCAAGUAUCAGGAUCCAAAGUAUUUAGGGAAUUCAGGUGACUAUGAUUGUAAGUGGUAGCUUAUUUAGUUUAUAAAAUGAUUUUUUUAAUUUAAAGCAUUCAGGAAAUAACAGUCUUAAAGGUUUUACCAAACAGUGUAUAAAAUUACUAAAUUAGUUUUCUCAGAUAGUUACAAAAUCACCUAGGUUUGCUCCAAAUUGAUUGAUAAAAUACAGUAGACACCCUCUUAUCCGGACUGCUUGGGACCGAGGCCAGUCUGGAUAACGGUUUAUCCGGUUAAACCGACAUCCCCAAAAGCUCGUUAAAACUGACCACUUAAAUGCAUGCAACCCAAAUAUUUGAAUCAAAUUUAGGAGAGCAUUGUGUUUAAAUUCUUGUUAUUGUCUCAAAUCUUUCCCACGAGAACAGUCGUUUCAGUACCAAAAGUUGUCCCGAUAAGAGGGAGUCUACUGUAGUAUUAAUAACAGUUAGUGGUAUAAAAUUGUUUUAUCACUAAAAGAUGAUAUAGCUCAUUGUUCUUAUCUAAUGUAUUAGGAUAAAGGCAUCCUCCACUUCUCUAAGCUUGUCAUGCAAAAUUGAUACUGUACAAUUUUACAAAUACUGUAGCAGCACACACUUACAAUUGAAAUUACUUGAUUUGUAAAUAGUUUGAAGACAUUGAUACAUACAUAUCUUAAUAUCUUCAGAGUAAAAUGUCAAAGAGUUUCAUAAAGG